This is a messenger RNA of Eupeodes corollae, 1783 nucleotides long. Its product is annotated as activating signal cointegrator 1. Gene Ontology annotation, molecular function: zinc ion binding; transcription coactivator activity. The record is from RefSeq and is a predicted model, not a curated record. Gene Ontology annotation, cellular component: nucleus. The transcript is spliced from 7 exons. Bases 159 to 1718 code for a protein of 519 amino acids. NCBI's taxonomy places the organism in Eukaryota, Metazoa, Arthropoda, Insecta, Diptera, Syrphidae. Gene Ontology annotation, biological process: positive regulation of DNA-templated transcription.
UGUCAGCCUGGAGUCAGAAUUUCACCAAACGAAACGUCUUGCAUUUUCCAACAAGAACAGAAAAUCCCACAAAAUCAGUGAAUUGAUCCACCACAAGACAAAACCAAGAACUUUAAAGAAAUUUCGUCAGGAAUCUAAUAUAUUAACUUAUUUGCAGAAUGGAAAAGUGGCUCAAAGAUCGCCUGUCUUGUUGUUUAGAUUUCGAUGUUCCAGAUGACAUGGUAAAGUUCAUCAUGACCAUCAAAACCUCCGAAGAGCUCGAUGACUACUUCGAAAGUCUACUGAAUGCCGAAUAUGAUGAACAUCGUCUUUUCAUUGCCGACUGCAAACAAAGGCUCUUCAGCAAAAUCAUUCCAAGCAAAAAAGCCCCUAUGCCAACCCAACCGCAGUUAAAAACUACUAAGAAACAAGAUAAAACCGCACCCGGCAGUGGUACCACCAGCGGUGGGAAUGCCGGAGGUAGUGGUGGAGGUGGUGUUGGAGGUGGAAAGAAGAAAAACAAAUUCGUCAACCUGUUUACCAACGAUGGCAAAAUUCCAAACACCAUCAUGCUCAAAGGACGCCGACAUUGCAAUUGCGAAGCUUCAAAACACAACUUGAUCAACAACUGUUUGAGUUGCGGUCGAAUUGUUUGUGAACAGGAGGGCAGUGGACCGUGUUUGUUCUGUGGCGAAUUGGUGUGCUCCAUGGAGGAGAUGCAACUCAUUAAUUCCUCGACGAAAAAAGGUGAGAAUCUGAAGAAGACUUUGCAGGAGAAAGGCGGCGGUGAGGCUCUCCGAAAAGCUAUCGAACAACGCGACAGACUUCUGGAGUUCGAACGCAAUAGUGAGGUCAGAACCGAGGUCAUUGACGAUGAAUCAGAUUAUUUUCAAGAAAACUCAGUCUGGCUUUCGGAUAUUGAACGUGAAAAAUUGGAACGUCUUAAGCAGGAAAUGCACGAUAAAAGGCACAUGAAUCGUUCUGAGAGACAAGUUAAAAUGGAUUUAUUUGGUCGAGAAAUAGAAGAGGAAGCCAUUCCCGAAGACUAUGAGAAAAGAGUGCGUCAAGAAAUUCAAGAUACGUUAUUCAAGACAAGUGAUAAGUGGUCAAAUGGUAAAACUAAUGCGCAUCCGCAAGACGAUAACAGUAUAUUCGACACAAGAAAUGAGGGCUACAAGCCAUCUUACGUACGAGUCGGUCCACAAGUUGAAAGUACCCAUGGAAUGGAAAACGUCGAUUGUGCUUACAAUCGGGUGCAGGACAAGGAACUGAUGGAAAUGCAAGAUAUGCGCAGAUGUCUGUCAAUGCAUCAGCCAUAUGCUACUCUUUUAGUGCAUGGCAUUAAAAAACAUGAAGGACGUACAUGGUACAGCAGUCAUCGUGGUCGGAUGUGGAUUGCAUCGACAGUUAAAGAACCUAGCAAUGAGGAAAUAAAUGAAGUUCAAGAUUUCUACAAAGCGCACUAUAAAGAUGACUCAAUUAAGUUCCCAUCACAAUACCAAACGGGUUGUCUUGUUGGUUGUGUUCAUAUCGAGGAUGUCCUCACCCAAGAGGAAUAUAGGAAAAAAUAUCCCAAUGGAGAGUCUGACAGUCCCUACGUUUUUAUUUGCACAGAUGCACAAGUUCUUCCUGUGGUCUUUCCUAUCAAAGGGUCACAUAAAAUCUAUCAAAUUGAACCAAAAGUUCAUAGAGCGGCUUCAAUGGCCUUACUUCGUAUACAAAACUCAGCACAAACUUGAUAGUGCGUAUUAAAAUGGGAAUAUUACAAAAAUGAAAUAAAUCAAAUUUAUUGUUGUACAAAAUA